Maniola jurtina (meadow brown) is the source of this 1468-nucleotide messenger RNA. Its product is annotated as prostatic acid phosphatase-like. Gene Ontology annotation, molecular function: phosphatase activity. NCBI's taxonomy places the organism in Eukaryota, Metazoa, Arthropoda, Insecta, Lepidoptera, Nymphalidae. Gene Ontology annotation, biological process: dephosphorylation. The record is from RefSeq and is a predicted model, not a curated record. The transcript is spliced from 7 exons. Bases 159 to 1361 code for a protein of 400 amino acids.
GAUUCGACUUCGAAGGAAGUGUUUUUGAUCCUGUUUUUAUUUUCAACUUCAAGGUAUUUUCUAAAGAUUUUGCUUGGUUGAUUUUGUGAAGAAAUUAUGAUCUGCAUUUGUCAGCUCACAGUUAAACCAAAUAAAUAAGUGUUAACUGCUAUUAAACUAUGAAAAUGGAGUACGAAAAUGAUGAUACUUGGCGAAGGUCACACUCUCCCAAGGCAGUAGCAACAUGUCACACAAUUCCGAAGAGAUCAACAACCACUGCUGUUGUGGUGCUAGGCCUGGCAGUACUCAGUUGCCUGCUUGGGUAUUGUGUGCUGAGCGAAACUCUACCUUACGAGUCCAAAACAUUACGGAUGGUUAUUAUUUUCUUCCGCCAUGGAGCUCGUGCCCCAAACACCUCCUACAAAAGUGAUCCCUUUAAAAACUAUCAGUGGCCUGAUGGACUUGGUAGUCUGACAAAUGCAGGAAAGCUUCAAAUGUACGAACUGGGCAAGAAGUUCCGUAGUUACUAUGCAAACUUUAUACCAGAGGAAUAUUACGAGAAGGAUGUGUACAUUCGCAGCAGUGAUGCCUCUAGAUGCAUGAUGAGUGCGUACACGUUCCUUGCAGGCCUGUACCCACCCUCUGAGAGACAAAUGUGGCACCCGGAGAUACCCUGGCAGCCCAUACCUGUGCAUUCUUUGCCUAGAGAUCUGGAUAAUAUAGUGGCAGCAACAAAACCAUGUAAAGUUUCAAAGGCAAUGUACAAUGAGGUGUUAGCAGAGAAAAAUGCUGACCCCAAAUUCAUGGAACUCUUCGACUAUUUGAGCAAACAUACAAAUCAGAGUAUGCGCAGUGUACUGGAAGUGGAUUUUCUGUAUAGCACAUUUGCAUCACAACAGGAGGCUGGGUUGAAGUUGCCCGAGUGGACGAAGAAUGUGUUUCCCCAUAAAAUGAGAGUGCCAUUCAUGUUGAGUUUAGCAUUACUGUCUUACAAUGAAACUAUACAGAGGUUUCAUACUGGUCCACUCCUGAAAGAAAUAAAGCAGCGGUUACUGGAUGGAGUGAAUCACUCCAAUGACCGUUCCCUGUACAUCUACUCGGGGCACGACGUGAACGUGGUGUCUCUGUGGCGCGCGCUCGGCUUCCGCGAGCUGCUGGAGCCGGAGUACGGCGCCAGCAUCGGCGUCGAGUUGCACGAGGAGGUCGAACAGGACAGCUUCUUUAUCAGAUUAUUUUAUAGAAACAACACCAAAGUGGAAGUACCUACGGAAUUGAAGCUGCCUUACUGUGACGAUCCCUGCACAUACAAUAAAUUUGUGGAGCACCUCGACACUCUAAUACCAACAGAUUGGGAAGUUGAAUGCCAAAAUACGAGUCAGUAAAAUGAGAAUUCAUUGAAUAAGUUGUGAUUGAAAGUAUCCAUUUUUGUGUCAAAGAACUGAAACUAAUUUAAGUAUGUAUAAACGUCUGAUUUUUGCCUAACUGCACC